AUGGCAUUUACCACUGGAAACAUCGCACUUUACGCCUUCCUUUGUGUUCUGAGUGCGGUAACCGUCAUUGGAAACGUUAUUUCCAUUGUCUACUUCUCCAAGAAAUUGAACCUCAACGGAUCCGGCGAUGUUUUCAUGCUCAGUUUGGCAGUCGCAGACUUGUUGGUGGGUCUGGUCUCCAUGCCGUUGACCAUAGCUGAAGAGGUGCUCGGUGGCUCUUUUCCUUUGGGAAUAGAAGUGUGUAAAGCUUGGCUGCUGGUGGACUAUACCGUCUGUUCAGCGUCGGCCUUCUCAGUCGUCCUCAUAAGUCACGACCGGUACCUACAGAUUGUAAAACCGCACGAGCAUCGCAUCGUUACCGCUCGGAAGAGGCUCUGGUCCCUGGUCGCCGCGUGGAUUCUCGCUUUUCUCGUGUACGGGCCCGCCAUUCUGGCCUGGGACGUCGCCCCCGACAUUUGCGAGGCUCGCUACCAGUACCAAAGCAAGGAGUACACGUUCGUGAUGGCCGUUGUCGAGUUCUUCGUGCCGUUCUCCGUCAUGACGUUCCUGUACGUGCAAGUUUACCGGCACGCGAUCGCCUGGCGUCGCCGGCGCACACUGCGUCCAACCUCGUCGAUCCCUGCGUCGCGACAUCGUAGGUCUCAUCAAAUCAUCCGCAAGUUUAAUCGCCGUCUGACAAUCAACUUAUCUGUUCUGCUUUUCGCUUAUGUUGUAUGUUGGGUGCCAUACAUAGCUUCAACGAUUGCUAUGACAGUUUGCUCUUCCUGUGACGACUCGGAAGUUCCCGUUGUGGUAGACUGGCUGCUUUGGAGCAAUUCCACCAUCAAUCCGUUUCUGUACGCGUUCUGUUCCCUUCGGCAGAGGCCGAGCGCAGCCGAUUGGUUGCCGAAAUGUUGCCGAAGACACGACGAAGAUUCACGAGUGCGACGACGAUCGCAAGCCGAGCCGCAAGCUGUUCGAUCGUCCGGAAAUGUACGAAGCUGUUCUACCAUGUCAUACGGGAAAGGCUUUCCUGCCAGGAUGAUGCGGCACUUCUUGGUGCUGUGCCUUUUCUCUGUCGCCACGUUCCUGAUCAUAUCCCUGGAUCAUAAUAGCGUGAACAGGAGUGUCCAGAAUCAAGAUUUGGCGGGAAAACAUCGACCUAGUUUUGUCAAGAACAAGGGGAUAUACGAGCGACAAAUGGAGGAAAGAGGCGAACGGUUUGCGAGGGGAAUAAAACUAUUACAAGAAGAAGAACAGUCUCGGUGGGAAUAUCAAGUAGGAAGGAGCCUGAAAAAGGCGGGAUCACGAAAUCCAGAGUCCAAAACCGAGAGAAACCGAAGGUACACAAGUGCUGUGUUUGAUUUGGAUGUCCUGGAUGAUCCUUUUAGUGAUAAGCCGAGCUGUCCAGACGACAAGGAAGUUCUGUUGCUUAUUUUGGUCACCAGUGCGCCGGGCAAUUUCGACCGGAGAAAAGCCAUUCGCGCCACUUGGGGCAAUAGAACCGCCGGAGACUCUUGGAGAAAAUACGGAGACAAACCGGCAACAUGGAAAACUGUUUUUCUGUUGGGAAAAACGCCAGAAAACCCCUCCCUAAAUUUCUUUCUCGAGAAGGAAGCACGCGAGAAUGGUGACAUGCUAUUCGGUGAUUACAUCGACUCUUACCGCAACUUGACAUUAAAAGUUCUUCACGGACUAAAGUGGGCAAGAGACGAAUGCGAGCCAGAAUUCCUCCUCAAAACCGACGACGAUUGCUUCGUCAACACUCCCUUGUUCCUGAAAUUGUUGCAAGAACACAGACCACACAAGACAGACUUCUACACUGGAAGUGUCUUCCAAGGAUCAAAACUGACCGUCAUACGUGACCCACGUAGCAAGUGGCAUGUGAGUGAAGGUGACCAUCUCUCAAACUCAUACGCGCCCUACGCGAGCGGCAUAGGUUACAUGCUAUCCAGACAAGCUUUGGAGAAGAUUUUGGAUGUGGUAAAAUUGGUUCCCCCGUUUCCGAUAGAAGAUGCCUACAUAGGAACGUUGGCAAACAGGGUGGGGAUAGCUCCUCUGGAUAAACAUACCCGUGACCAUGCAGAAAGUACGGGACGCCCCGUUUCAGUGCAGGGGGAGUAAGGUGCACGGGACAUGGGGCUGAACAUGACCGGGGGUCGACCGUUUUCGCAGAGGGGGAAGGACAAGUGUGAAAAGUGAGUUGCAGAAAAAAAUGGACAAGAAAGAUAUUUAUUCAGCAUAAGAAAAUGUGUUAUAGAGUUUAUUGUGAAGAAGGUUUCUUUGUGUUGAGCACGAUGUAAAAUGAACAGUCCCUGAAAUAUGAUAUUUAU
This is a messenger RNA of Branchiostoma belcheri (Belcher's lancelet), 2312 nucleotides long. RefSeq lists its product as uncharacterized. The transcript is spliced from 3 exons. Bases 1 to 2103 code for a protein of 700 amino acids. Gene Ontology annotation, cellular component: synapse; membrane; dendrite. Gene Ontology annotation, molecular function: G protein-coupled acetylcholine receptor activity; hexosyltransferase activity; G protein-coupled serotonin receptor activity. Gene Ontology annotation, biological process: G protein-coupled receptor signaling pathway, coupled to cyclic nucleotide second messenger; adenylate cyclase-inhibiting G protein-coupled acetylcholine receptor signaling pathway; chemical synaptic transmission. NCBI's taxonomy places the organism in Eukaryota, Metazoa, Chordata, Leptocardii, Amphioxiformes, Branchiostomatidae. The record is from RefSeq and is a predicted model, not a curated record.